AUGCAGAAAGAGGACAAUGGAGAGGAAAGCACUAUGAUUUCUGACAUGGAAAGGAAUAGAUACCAUACGAUCUAUGGAGUGAUUGUGGACUGGCUAGAAUGGAAGAGAUGCAAAGGAAGGGAUUUUAUGAUGACUUUGGAUGUGAUUGAUGAAAGCAUGAAAAAAUUGUCUGUCAAGGUAUUCAGUCCGAAAAAAAUCUUUUCCGAAGGUUUUUGUGUCGGAGAGGUUGUAAGGAUAGGAAAUAUAAAGCUUUACGAUGGGUUUAGAGCAGUAACUGAUCGUAACAAUGAUGUCGAGGUGGUUUUCACACCGUAUAAGCAUCUGAAUGGUACUGUCAGUCCAAGAGCUCAACAGCUUAUGGAAUUCUUCCAGAAGAACAGAAAGAACCUCGUAAAGGAGAGAGAGAUAUCCGAAAUAGAGGAGGGAAAAUACUUUGACUUCAAUGGAGAGCUGAUAGAUAAACAGAGAGAGAGGACUAAUCUCGUUCUUUUAAGACUUGUGGACUUUAGUAGAAAUAAACUUGUUCAGGGCUACGGAGGCUCCUCGAAGUAUCCGAAGGAGAUGGUUUUGAUUGUGAAGGCAUGGGGACGCUUUGCCAAUGAGGCCGAGAAAUGCGAGAUUGGAGGAUGGUAUAGAAUCAGAAAUUUAAAAGCAGAUGAAGUAGGACAUAAUCUGUAUGCAAGCUUGUCUGAGUCAAGCAAAGGAAGUAUUAUUGAAAUGGAAAAAGAGACGACACUCGGAAGAUAUCUCGGAUCAAAAAAAGAUGGAUACACGCGAGGCUUUGUAUGCAAGGAAAUGAACAUUGAAACGCCAAAAAGAAUGGAAAAAUAUAGUUUGGGCAGUAUUAAGAGCAUUGAUAGACCUGGAGUAUACAGAGUCAGGGGCUGGAUAAAAAGAUACGGGCCACCUGGAGGAAUGGAAGUGUUCCUUUGUAGAGUUUGUGGAUCAGAGGAUGCAAGGAUAGAUGGGAGAUGCAGAUGCAAUGGCUUAGAGACGAAGGGAAUCAAGGUUCUGAGGUUGUUGCUGUGGGAUGGAGAGGAGGAGAUGGUGGUCAUAUGCAGAAACAGACUGGCAGAAUAUGUGCUUGAUGAGGAAAGCCGUGAACAGCUGGGUAAUAGGAUGUUUGAUUGUAUUAUCUUGAGUGUCAUAAGUAAACUGGGAAUGAUUCACCAUCUUAUUGACUCCGACUUUUUUGAAGUUAAGAUGGAAGAUUAG
Molecule: messenger RNA, 1215 nt
Organism: Encephalitozoon romaleae SJ-2008
Lineage: Eukaryota; Fungi; Microsporidia; Unikaryonidae
Exons: 1
Coding region: 1-1215 (404 amino acids)
Biological process (GO): telomere maintenance
Cellular component (GO): chromosome, telomeric region
Molecular function (GO): DNA binding
Source: RefSeq, a predicted model, not a curated record